GUGGCGCCACUGGGACCAGCAGCGGGAGCACGAUGCAACAUCUCAAACUACCGCAGCAGCGAGUUUCAGGGUCCAAAGCCGCGGCGGCUGCUGCGCGCGUGUCACGGGGACGCGCACACAAGCUGCAAAUUCAUGAACGCGCGUCUUCCUUUUUGCCUCUCUUGUUUUGCCUGGAUGGGAUCGGCGAGAGGGACGCGAGUUAAAGGUAAUGUGAUUUCUCCCGACAUCUCGAUAGCGACGACGUGGAUAGCGGCGUGUCAGGCGGCGCACAGCUGCGGUUGGUGUAAGGUUUCCCUCCCUCCGUCCUCGGACAGCCCGAGCUUCCAGUCUGCAAGGAUAGAGUUCUCAUGUGUUCGUCCUCAUGGUGAAGAUUUAAUCAUCGCAGGCCAGCCGAUGCUCGGUCUUUUCUCCACCUAUCCAGUGCAAACAAGGAGUCAAUAGCAUCUACUUUUUUAAGAAGAACUGUCCCAAGUUGGAUUGGACCCAAAUACAAGACCCUACUGAACCACCAUAAAGUUGUGUUUCUCUGUUUUUGGAACCAACCGCCACCAUGGGGGCCACAGGCUAUGGCUAUUAUCGCACCGCCAUCUUCUCCUGCAUGUUCAUUGGCUACUCGCUGUACUUCUUCAACAGGAAGACCUUCUCCUUCGUCAUGCCCUCUGUGAUGGAGGAGAUCGAAUUGGACAAAGAUGACUUGGGUCUGAUCACCAGCAGCCAAACCAUGGCCUACGCCAUCAGUAAGUUCAUCAGCGGCGUGCUAUCGGACCAGAUCAGCGCCCGCUGGCUCUUCUCCAUCGGCCUCUUCCUGGUGGGCGGCAUUAAUGUGGUGUUCUCCUGGUCCUCCACCGUCCCCAUGUUCUCCCUGCUCUGGUUCAUCAACGGGCUGGGUCAAGGCUGCGGCUGGCCCCCGUGUGGCAAAGUACUGCGCAAGUGGUUUGAACCCUCCCAGUUUGGAACAUGGUGGUCCGUGCUGUCCUGCAGCAUGAACCUGGCCGGGAGUCUGGGUCCGAUCCUGGUCACCGUACUCCUGCAGUACUACCACUGGAGGACUAUCCUGACAGCGUCGGGGAUCUUCUGCGCCUCCUUCUCAUUUGUUUGUGUGGUGUUUGUGAAGAACGAGCCGAAGGACGUGGGCCUUCCCAGCAUCGAGGGAGCAGCCAAGAAGGGGGCAAAGGGGGGCAACGGGGAGAGCACCCUGAGGGAGUUCCUCCUCUCCCCUUUCCUGUGGGUGCUGUCUCUGGGCUACUUGGUGGUGUUUGGGGUGAAGACAGCUGCCACUGACUGGGGACAGCUGUUCCUCAUGCAGGAGAAGGGCCAAACUGUUCUCAUGGGGAGCACCUACAUGAGUGCCUUGGAGGUGGGGGGUUUCGUGGGGAGCCUCGCGGCAGGGUUCCUCUCGGAUCGAGCUGUAGCUCGGCAAGGGUUGGGAACCCACGGCAACCCUCGACACAGGCUGCUCCUGCUCAUGAUGGCCGGUAUGUGCGUGUCCAUGUACCUCUUCAGAGUCACAAUCACACUUGAUAUGCCACAGGAGGCUCCUCUUUGGGUCCAAGUCCUUCAUCCUGUCUCUGUCCUCGUUGGCGUAUCAGAAAAAGAGAUCUGGAUCCUGUUCCUUGGUGCCAUGUUUGGAUUUUCUUCCUACGGACCAAUUUCCUUGUUUGGGGUGAUAGCCAGUGAAAGUGCUCCUUCAAAUUUUUGUGGAACCUCUCAUGCUGUUGUAGCUCUGAUGGCUAAUGUUGGAGCUUUUAUGGCGGGCCUUCCCUUCAGCACCAUUGCCAAGCAACACAGCUGGGACACGGCCUUCUGGGUUGCUGAGGUCAUCAUGGCGGUUGCCACCAUCGGCUUCUUCCUUUUGCGCAACAUGCGCACCAAGAUGGGACGGCUUUCAGAGAAAACGGACUAGUGCAUCAUCCUGAAAUGAGCCAACUGCUGACAUCUUGUCAUGUGACUAGAUGCACGGCGUUCUCACACUGUGCCGGUUAGCCCUAAAGAAUACUGCACAUUAAUACGCCAAUUAGACCAAACACAGAGGAUUCUCAGAGAAAUGCCUUUAGACUCACAAUAGUUGAUAAUUCAUCAAAUACAAACAUUUCAUCACAUUAGACCUAUUCAAUUCAAUUCAUUUUAUUUUGUAUCGCCCCAAAUCGCAAAUGACAAAUUUGCCUCAGAGGGCUUUACAGUCUGUACACAUGCAACAUCCUCUGUCCCGAAAACCCACACAUCACCUAGAAACCCACCUAGAGAUAUAGGUCUGAUAACAACUGGAUAUCUGUGACUAGGACAAUCUGGUAGUGGUACUAUUAUUUAAAAUGAAUUAUAUACAAUAACAAUUAUUGAGAUUUAUAUUUCAGUAUUUAUUGGUAACAUUGUGUCUUACAAAGCAAUAUUUAAGUCAAACCUAGUGUUGCCUUGCACACAAAAGAAUGAUCCCAGUCUCUUCCACACAGUGAGUCAUAUAAACUUAUCAAGUAAACAUUAUAAUCGGAUUGGUACUUGGUACCAGCUGUCUCUAAAGCCUAGGUAACAGUAUGAAAAUAAAAAUAAAAGUCGGAUCGGUGUUUCAUCAACACGAGGGUGGUAGACUGUUCAUCACUACCUAACAUUUUAAAGGAGCAGUCUAGGAUUUAGUGGCAUUGAGUGGUGAGUUUGUAGAUUUCAACCAACUGAACACUUCCCCUUUGACCCCCGCCUUUCUGAGCAUGUAGAGAACUACAGUGGCCUUCAGGUAACGAAAACAACACAAGAACAAGUGUUUGGUUUGUUCCUUCUAGGCUACUUUAGUAACACAGCAACAUUUGAAGGGCUCAUUCUGAGCUAAAGAAGGAUUUUUUAUUUUCAGAUGGCUGUAUACUAAUUUUUAAACAUAAUUUAUGUUACUUUAUUACAGCGAUUCUACCAAAAAAUCCUAGAUACCAGCACACAAAGGUAGUUUUCCAGUGGAGCAAUUUAAGACGGCUGUGAACUAAAAAGAACGCGUACUCAAAAGUGUGUGGAGGUCAGUUGGAUGUAAUCUAUUGAAUGUUUCCUACUGGGCCUUUAUAAUUUAUAAUGAUGUGCAUUCAAGUCGUAGCAUGUGUCGUCAUCAUGAUUGUGAAAGGCUCAUUAUUUCAAUGAAGUAAUAGGAGAGCAUGAUAUGUUUAUACACUGUUGUGUGGGACGUGAUCCACAAUAUUAUUCUUGAACCUUGUCAUCUCGCGUGAUCAUCUUGCGUGAUCAGAAGUGUCUUCUUAGAAGGACAAACAUCAAAUUACAGCUGUUUCAUCACAAAAGGUUACAACUGUAUACUGUUAACAUAGUAAUUUCAGGAAGGAAUCUGACUUAAUGUGAAGUUGAGUUUAUUUGAUUUCACUACUGGUAGUUAAACUUAUCGCCUGACAAUUAACUGUGAGCUAUGUCUCUUGCUUUAGCCAAUUCUGGAAAAAAAAAUAGUUGUGAAGCACACAGGAACACUUUUGCCUUUAUUCAUCCUGUUCUCUGCUCUUUUGUUAAGAUACAUGACUGUUCUCUCAGCUCAACAGAUUAUGCCCCUGAACUAGCUAACGUAUGUCUUUUUGUUGCUUCACAUGAGUAGAGACAAGACAUUGGACAACACCAGCACUCCCGGCGAUCAUCAUUACAAAUCUGUAUAAGAUCAAAAAAAAUGAAAGAAAUCAUUCACUCCAUAGUUUUCAAUGGCUUAUGUAGGACGAGCUAUUUUGUGAUAGACUGCCACUGACUAUUUUACCAAUAAAAACAAAGCCAUGACGAGG
Molecule: messenger RNA, 3749 nt
Organism: Gasterosteus aculeatus aculeatus (three-spined stickleback)
Lineage: Eukaryota; Metazoa; Chordata; Actinopteri; Perciformes; Gasterosteidae
Gene: slc37a4b
Product: solute carrier family 37 member 4b
Biological process (GO): phosphate ion transmembrane transport; glucose-6-phosphate transport
Cellular component (GO): endoplasmic reticulum membrane
Molecular function (GO): glucose 6-phosphate:phosphate antiporter activity
Source: RefSeq, a predicted model, not a curated record